Messenger RNA from Conger conger (European conger), 2430 nucleotides. Its product is annotated as G-protein coupled receptor 55. Gene Ontology annotation, biological process: positive regulation of Rho protein signal transduction; phospholipase C-activating G protein-coupled receptor signaling pathway. Gene Ontology annotation, cellular component: membrane. Gene Ontology annotation, molecular function: G protein-coupled receptor activity. The transcript is spliced from 2 exons. The record is from RefSeq and is a predicted model, not a curated record. NCBI's taxonomy places the organism in Eukaryota, Metazoa, Chordata, Actinopteri, Anguilliformes, Congridae. The coding region runs from base 103 to 1050 and encodes 315 amino acids.
UGUCAACUCAGCUGCGGAGAACAAAGUCACAAGAGUGAAAGCCGUUGCAGGGGCACUGACAGAUUUUGGAGACUGCUGUGGCACUCGUAACUCAGGGCCGCCAUGAGCAACUGCUCCUUCGAGGCUGUGGACAGCCUGAUGGUGUCUCUGCAGCUGGUCAUCUACAUCCCCAUCUUCAUCUUCGGGCUGGUCCUGAACACGGCGGCCCUGGUGGUCUUCUGCUUCGUCCUGAGGAAGUGGACCGAGUCCAGCAUCUACAUGACCAACCUGGUGCUGAUGGACCUGCUGAUCCUCUUCCCCUUGCCCUUCAAGAUGCACGCCACCCGGCACCGCUGGGCCCCGGACAAGCGGCCCUUCUGCUCCUUCCUGGAGAGCCUGUACUUCGUCAGCGUGUACGGCAGCAUCUACACCAUCGUGGGCAUCGCCGUGGACCGCUACGUCGCCAUCCGGCACCCGUUCCGCGCCAAGCAGCUGCGGUCCCCCCGGGCGGCGCUGCUCACCUGCGCGCUGAUCUGGGCGCUGGUGCUGGGAGCCAGCGCGCCCGUGCACAGCUUCCACAGCCAGGAGGACGGCGACUUCCGCUGCUUCCACGGGUUCUCCCGGGCGGGCUGGAGCCCGCCGCUCAUCGCCUGCCUGCAGGUGCUGGGCUUCCUGGGCCCGGCGCUGGUUCUGGUGGUCUGCUCCGCGCUGGUCAUCCGCACGCUGCACCGGUCCAUGCGCCCCGAUCACCCGCACUCCGAGCAGAGCCACGCCCGGAGCCAGGCCUGCGCCCGCAUCAUCUACAGCAACCUGUGCAUCUUCCUGGUGCCCUUCACGCCCUGCCACCUGGCCAUCUUCCUGCAGUUCCUGGUGCGGAACGACGUCAUCACGGACUGCCGCCAGCAGAACAACAUCAGCCUCUUUGUGCAGGUGGCCAUGAGCCUGUCCAACAUCACCUGCUGCCUGGACGCUUGCUGCUACUACUUCAUCACCCGGGAGAUCCACGCAAGCGGGGACAGCCCCGGGCCGUCCUGCACUCAACGCGGGGUCUCCAGCACCUCUGAACUGUGACUCCGCUGGUCCCCUGAACCUGCUCUUUAACCUCCACACAUCAUGCAAUGCUGCAAAAAAACAAAAACAAAACUGUGCAGUCCCUGGUGACUACUGUGGCAAUGUUAAAGCGUCAUUUGUUCACACGGAGAGUGGUUGCUGUGUGAAAUAGUUUACCAGGUGAUGUUGUAGACACACACACUCUGGGGGACUAGUCUUGAUACAGUGCUAGACACUGUUCAUUAGGAAAACGGUGAGCACUACCCUUCAGUUGUAGGAAAUGGCAAGCAUUAUUGGACUGAAUGUUAUGUUAUGUUAUGUUAUGUCAUAUCAUGGUAACUGAACUGAAAACAGGAGCGUGGUCCUCCAAGAGGCUUGGGACUGCUUGCAGAACUUCACUUGUGCAUUCAGCACACCAGCCAGCCACUAUCAGGCAUCUCUCAGAUUCAAAUCACACCGGGACUCUCUGAGGUGGAUUAGCAGACCAGCGCCGACGUCUAGGUGAUUUCCUCCCUUUUCCGGAGAGAAAACCACACACGCACUCGCUUGAGAAAAGAGCAAUGCAAUGCACUAUCGGGUGAAGUUCAGUGCAUCACCCACGUUGAACAUUUGUUGAGCACAAAUGCAUGCCCGUUAGAAGAAUCGAAACUUUACACGGCACUUUAAGGUUUGAUUUGAAGUGUGAGCGGGGCUGUAGAUAAGAGAGCGCAAUGACAGUACUUGACUCUCUGUAUACCAUGACUUGUCUUGACUUGACUCUCUGUAUACCAUGACUUGUCUUGACUUGACUCUCUGUAUACCGUGGUCCCAUAGCAUAAUUAUCUGUGAGUUUGAGUCACAUUGCAGCAUUCACAUAUGCUCUAUUCCAAAGUUACUUACAUUGAUUACAUUUUUUAAAUCCACCCUCUUUCAACCUUACAGGCCUCUUGUGCUUUUGACGUAUCACUGCCCCCUUGUGGCAGAUAUGGUAUUGGAUUAUUGCAUUAUUGUAUUAACCGAAAUUCUCUGAGAAUUGACAAUGACUCCAAAAUCAUCAAAAUCCACAUGGAAGUGCUUAAGUACAAACAGUAUCCAUGUUCUGCAAUGCCCAUCUCAGUCUCCAGACUUAAAUCCCCUAAAGAACCUGUGGUCUGAACUGAAGACCUGGGGGUAUCCCAUGGAUUUCAAUGAUUCUGAAAAGUUCUGCAUGGAGGAAUGGUGAAAAAUCUCUCCAAAUGUGUUUUCUCACCUUAACACAAAGUAUUGGAAAAGACACAUGCCUGUCAUCUUUGCCAGGAAGUAUUAAACCAGAGGUGCCAAUCACUGUGGGACCUGUUUCUUGGGGAAAUAUUUAUUUAUUUGAAAAAUGUAAGGGAAAUACUGCUUGGUUUGAUUAAACUGAAGUUUGGAAGGAGAGAGAAA